CGUUUUUGUGAAAACUGAAUACAGUCUAACAUGAGUUCCUUGGCAGUAGGCAAUAAGCCUCAUGUUGUCUGCAUUCCUUUGCCAUUUCAGAGCCAUAUAAAGGCAAUGCUUCAGUUAGCUCAACUCCUCCACCACAGAGGUUUUCAUAUAACCUUUGUCAACACAGACUUCAACCACAAGCGCUUUCUUAAAUCUCUUGGACCCAACUCUCUUGAUCGCUUUCCCGAUUUUCGGUUUGAAACUAUUCCUGAUGGCCUUCCAAGUUCAGAUGAAAAGGAGUCCCAAGACAUCCCUUUGCUUUGUGAUUCCCUCAGAAGAAAUUGCUUGGCUCCGUUCCGUAACCUCCUCAACAAACUGAAUGGCAAUAUGAAUCUUCCGGUGACUAGCAUUGUCUCGGAUGGCUUCCUGACAUUCACCAUCACAGUUGCCAAAGAACUUGGAAUUCCUAUUGCACAGUUCUUUACCGUGGCCGCAGUUGGAUUAAUGAGCUUCAAAGUAAUUCCCACUUUGGUGGAGAAAGGAUUUGCACCCCGCAAAGAUGCGAGCUGUAUAACAAAUGACUUUUUGGACACGGUAAUAGACUGGGUUCCGGGACUGAAAGAUAUCCGUUUAAGGGAUCUUCCAGGUAGCUGGAAAACUACAAACCCAGAUGACAUCGUGUUUAACUUCACCUUAGAAGCAGUGGAGGGAGCGCAUAAAGCUUCAGCAGUUAUUGUUCAUACUUUUGAGGCGUUGGAGCCAGAUGUUUUGGAAGCUCUCUCCAGCACUACAUCUAUGCUUCCACCUGUUUAUGCCAUUGGCCCUCUCCAAUUACUUCUCAAUCAGAUACCGGAACACCUUUUGAAGUCUGUGGGAUACAGUUUACGGAAAGAAGAAACUGAGUGCCUCCAAUGGCUUAAUGAUAAGAUACCAAACUCAGUUGUGUAUGUGAACUUUGGGAGUAUAGUGGUUAUGACACCACAACAUCUCAUUGAGUUUGCUUGGGGACUUGCAAAUAGCAAGCUUCCAUUCUUGUGGGUCAUUAGACCUGAUUUGGUUGCUGGCGAAUCUGCUAUUUUACCACCCGAGUUUUUGGCUGAAACAAAGGAAAGAGGUCUUAUAGCAAGUUGGUGCCCACAAGAGAAAGUUCUUAACCAUCCAUCAGUCGGAGUGUUUUUAACACAUAGCGGUUGGAAUUCAACUAUGGAGAGUAUUUCCGCAGGAAUGCCUAUGCUCUGUUGGCCAUUACUUUCUGACCAGCGGAUCAACUGUCGCUAUACUUGCUAUGAGUGGGGUAUUGGCAUGGAGAUCAGUAAUGAUGUGAAAAGAGAUGAAGUAAAGAAACUUGUUGAAGAGUUAAUGGUAGGAGUGACGGGUAAGGAAAUGAAAAAUAAGGUCAUGGAGUGGAAGAAACUAGCAGAAGAGGCCGCUGGUCCACUUGGUUCUUCACUUAUAACCUUGGACAAUUUAGUAUAUCAAGUGCUACUAAGCAAAGGCUAGAUGUUAUUCAUACAGUUCUUUUUUUAGAUAAGACUGCUGGUUUAAAUUUCUUGUUAUAUAGCUAGGUAGCUAACAAGUAAUAGUCACCAUAGAUAUAGUAGUUAACAAACAAAUGAAGGUCAGGUUAGUCUUCUGGGUAUAGAUGUAAUCUAUGUGAGCAGCCAAAGUCCUUCCCAUUAAGCACUCUUCUUCUCCAACUCCUUCCCAUUAAGCACUCUUCUUCUCCAACUCCUUAGCUCUGAUCAAUAUCAGCUUGCUCUGUGUCAACAGCCCCAAGUUGGGUUUUCUUAGAAUUAGUUGCUACUUGCUACUGCUGUUUUUGGUUUUUUGUUGAAAAUAAGGUCUACAGCUUCAGCAGACCAACGAACGAAUGAUUUGAAUUUUAUUCCAAACAUUUUUUUUAUCGUAAUAAAAUUGGUUAAUUAAUGUGUUUGUAAAA
Rosa chinensis is the source of this 1918-nucleotide messenger RNA. Its product is annotated as 7-deoxyloganetin glucosyltransferase-like. Bases 31 to 1479 code for a protein of 482 amino acids. The transcript is spliced from 3 exons. NCBI's taxonomy places the organism in Eukaryota, Viridiplantae, Streptophyta, Magnoliopsida, Rosales, Rosaceae. The record is from RefSeq and is a predicted model, not a curated record. Gene Ontology annotation, molecular function: UDP-glycosyltransferase activity.